Messenger RNA from Trichomycterus rosablanca, 4995 nucleotides. It is a transcript of the gene slc6a16b, whose product is annotated as solute carrier family 6 member 16b. The transcript is spliced from 12 exons. The record is from RefSeq and is a predicted model, not a curated record. The coding region runs from base 163 to 2181 and encodes 672 amino acids. Gene Ontology annotation, biological process: sodium ion transmembrane transport. Lineage: Eukaryota; Metazoa; Chordata; Actinopteri; Siluriformes; Trichomycteridae. Gene Ontology annotation, cellular component: plasma membrane.
AUUUAUCCACUCACUCAGUCAGUCAGUCAGUCAGUCAGUGGGGGGUCUGAUGGAUGGAUAAUGAGUGUGGUGAUGAUCCGCGCUUCAGGGUUCGGGCUUCAUCUGAAUCAAUAAUCUGAUCACAGCAGCGCUUCACUUCCACCAGCAACAAAGAGAGAGUACAUGCAGAAGAUGAGCGCUGAAAAGCCGCCGCUGCCGGAGGAUGGAGUGGAGCCGGAGACGGGGCCGGUGGCGGUCCCUGACGCCGGGUCGGACGGAGCCAGAGACGGGUGGGACAGUAAGGUGGAGUAUUUUCUGGCCCAGGUGGGCUUCAGUGUGGGACUGGGGAACGUGUGGAGGUUCCCCUACCUGUGCCAUCAGAACGGAGGAGGAGCGUUCCUGCUGCUCUACGUGGUGCUGAUGGUGGUGGUGGGCGUGCCCCUCUUCUUCCUGGAGUUGGCAGCCGGGCAGAAGAUCCGGCAGGGCAGCAUCGGCGUCUGGAGGCACAUCUCACCCAAACUGGUCGGGAUCGGCUACUCCAGCUGUGUGGUGUGUUUUUUCGUGGCGCUGUACUACAACGUGAUCAUUGGCUGGAGUCUGUUCUACCUCUUUAACUCCUUCCAGAACCCGUUACCGUGGGAGACGUGUCCUGAGGAGAGGAACAUCACCGUCGCAGAGUGUACCGCGAGUUCUCCCACCUCGUACUUCUGGUUCCGUAGAGCUUUAGAUAUAACCGACUCCAUCGAUCAGACGGGAGAGUUUAACCUGAUCAUCACCGGCUGUCUCGCCCUGGCGUGGACUAUCGUCUGUGUGGCCAUGUUCAAGGGUAUCAAGUCCUCCGGGAAGGUGAUGUACUUCUCCUCGGUGUUCCCGUACGUGGUCCUGCUGUGUUUCCUGGUUCGGGGUCUCAUGCUGGACGGGGCAGCUGAGGGUCUGAAGUACAUGUUCUACCCCCGGUUGAAGUUUUGGGCGGACGUGCAGGUGUGGCGUCAGGCCUUCACUCAGGUGUUCUUCGCUCUGGGUUUGGGUUUCGGCUCCAUCAUCGCGUACUCCUCCUACAACCAGCGCCAUAACAACUGUCACCGUGACGCCAUCACCGUCUCCACCGUCAACUUCCUCACCUCCAUCCUGGCCUCGCUCGUCGUCUUCUCCGUCCUGGGCUUCAGGGCCAAGACCUACACCAAGGAGUGUGUUCAGCAGAAUCUGAUGGCGUUAUCCAGGUUCUCCGUUCCACUUCCGCCAUCCUUCAACGCGUCGGAUGUGGAGUCGGUUACCGUGGAGAUGUAUGAACAGUGGUACCAUCUCCAAGGGAAACAUCUGAUCAUCCCCGAGCACAACAUCAGCGCCUGCAGCCUGGAGGACGUCAUGAAGAAGGGCGUGGAGGGCACAGGUCUGGCCUUUAUAGCCUUCACUGAAGCCAUGACUCUGUUCCCGGCGAGUCCCUUCUGGUCGGCUCUGUUCUUCCUCAUGCUGCUCAACCUGGGACUGUCCACCAUGUUCGGGACCAUGGAGGGAAUCCUCACACCCCUCACAGAUACCUUCAAGGUCCUGAGGAGGCACAAGAUCAUCUUCACAGUGUGUAGCUGUGUGUUGGCGUUCCUGAUCGGGUUGAUCUUCACACAGCGCUGUGGGAACUACUUCGUCCUGAUGUUUGAUGAUUACUCCGCCACGCUCCCCCUCAUCAUCGUCGUCGUCUUCCAGACCGUCGCCAUCGCCUGGAUCUACGGAGCAGAAAGGUUCCUGCAGGACAUCACAGAGAUGUUGGGUCGCCCCGUGUGUGUCCUGUAUAAGUAUUUAUGGAAGUACGUGUGUUUGGUAGCCAUGCUGAGUCUGCUAGCGGCUAGCAUAGUGGACAUGUGUGUUAAACGCCCACAGUACACCGCCUGGAACAGAGAAACGGCGUCGGAGGUGAAGCUGCCGUAUCCUGAUUGGGCGCUGGCCGUCCUAUCGUGUCUCAUCGUCAUUGCGGUGCUCCCCGUCCCUCUGGGAUACGCCCACUCGGUGCUGCGGAGUCGAUUCAGCCAAUCCGCCCACAACGCAGAGGCGGGGUACGCCCCCUGCAGCAUGACGGACACCGACCCCGCCCCCUCCGCCACGCCUCUGACCGACCACCCGCUUCCCGAAUCCGUGUUGGCCGAGGAGAACUGCAGGCUCCUCCCACAGGGAGCGGAGCCGGAGGGGGAGGAGUCGACCGCAGUGUGAGAGGUUACAUACUGACGUUACUGAGGACUGCUAAUGCGCCGCUGCUGCUGUGAACUCCACACAAACUCUGUUUGAUUAGAAUUUUAGGAUGAAGAGUUUUCUGACCUGACUGGUGCUAAACCAGGUGAGAUCCUCGACCUUUCACCUUCACGUUUACACCUGACGUUGAUGCACCUGCUGAAGACGCUGACCGUUAAUUCUAUUUUCUUUAAUUAUUUCCGCUAUUUUAGAGAGUAAUUCUAUUGUGUUUAAUUCUAUUUUUGUUUUCGAUUUUCCUGCUGGAGCGAGGAAGUCUUGAAGUCUGUGGACAAAAGUAUCGGGACACCUCGUCUAAUUACUGAAUUCAUUUUGUUAUCGUUGAUAUAAGGGAAACUACAUGCUUCAGACUUUACGGCAACAGUUUAGGGAAGGUCCUUUCCUCAUCCAGCAUGAAGAAAAGCUCAAGUGUCCCUCACAGCUCUGGGAUGAACCAGAACUCUUGCGAGAAGCUUCUCAGAAGAGCGGCCAUUGUUCUAGCCGAGAAGAUCACAGUCAGGUGUCCGGAUAUUUUUGGCUCUAUUGUGUAUCUUGAUGUUUUAAUCAUAAUAACUGAACAGUUAAGCACAUCGUUCACUGUCACCUCUAAACGUGCUCUAAAUGUAAGGGAAACAGCUAUGUCUAAAAUUGGGGGGCAUGGGUGUGUUCCUCCACCCAGGAGAACGGAAAAGAAACAUCACCAGGUCACUUCUAGAACUUCUGACCUGCAACUCAACCAGACCUUCCAAUCCAAGAAGAAACCAGCAGCUCUGCCGUCGUUUUACCGUCUCGUACCUGCAGGGGGAGAUGUGGAGUAAACUUGAGAUCAGAUUUCUUUGUUUUUUUGUAUAUUAAGGAUCUUACUUGAACCUUGAACCUUGUGCACUGCUCUGGAGCGGUUCUGUGAUCUGUUACGGUGCUGGAUCGGCACUAGUUUGGAAUUUCACUGUGUUACACAGUUCAGUGUCAGUUCAGGUACACAAACACUAGGUGGCGGUAAAUCCCAACUUUUUUUAUUUGUAUUAUUGUUUAAUAUUGUAAAUUUUUUAUUUUUUUUUGCUCUUAGACCCCUCAGUGUUAAAAAAAAUUUUUGGGACCCCCUUGACCCCCUCGGGUCAUCUGGAAAUUUGAUGAAUCCAUGAUGAAGGUAUAAAUCUUCAUAUUGACAUUUUCUGCAUUUAGUGGACGCUUUUAUCCAAAGUGACUUACAGCAGUGUGACAGUAUACUGUCUAAGCAAUUGAGGGUUAAGGGCCUCGCUCAAGGGCCCAACUGUGACAACAGGGCAGUAGUGGGGCUUGAACCAGCGACCUUUUGAUUACUGGUCCAGUGCCUUAACCGCUAGGCUGCAACUGCCCAGUAUUUUCUGAUUUUGGUUAAUUGUGGGUUUAUAUCUGGUGAGCGGAUGGUAGGAGCUUCAUCACCUGGAUCUGCUUCAGUGGGAUCUGAAUCAACAACUGAAUUAGAACCAUUCGUAGUUCCCAUACGUAGAUCUUUGCACUUUUGAUGUGUCCAAUGUCGAAGUCUCAACAUAGAUUUGUGACCUCACAAGAUCUCACGUAUGCUAAUAGCUGAUUGAUUUUCCCGUCCAAUCACGUGUAGGACCCCCAUCUGGGCUCACCGAGGCCCCCUAGUGGGGCACAGCUUCACGGUUUGGUUGUUUGUUGAGUUACUUUUGGCUGUGGUCGAUACUGCAUUAGGUCACGUUAGUGUUACUGAUGGAGUUUAGUUAAAAGAGCAUAUGCAAGAUUGAGUCUCACAGUUGACGUUCCAGUUCAGCCUAAAGGUGUUUAGGUGAGGCUGAGGUCGUAUCUCUGUGCAGGUCACUGCAGGGCAUUCCCUAAACUGUUCCUACAGCGACGGGUGUGGUUGAAUCACCUGAUCCUAACAAUCAGGAGGCGUGUCCACACUCUUUUGGUCCUGUAUUGUAUGUUACACUUUUCCAGUCGUCUACAGUCCAGUCACAGGUCAGAUUAUAUCAGAAUAAAGACGAUUAGCUCGUGAUCUUAGCAUUUAAAUGAAGCUAAAUGUAAUUAUAGACGCGCAGUGGUUCUGUUUAAGGCUAAUAAAGUACAGGGUGAGGUGCGACACCUGCUGGUGAAACUGUGGAACUGCAUCUAGGGGAAAUUCUAUUGUAAUAAUUUAUACUAGAAUUUUAUUUCUUAGAGCGGGAACAGUAACAUCAAGCACAAAAAUAGUCGUUACAACAUUAGAAUUAAAAAAUGAAGUUUAAAAAUAGAGUAGAAUUAAAAGCCUUUAUAUGUUUGUCUACACGUGUUUAGUACAGUAGAAUUAUUUUGCGUCUAUCGCAGCUCCUUCGGAAGCUGGGUUCAGGGUUAAGGGCUUCGUUUAAGGGCCCAACAGUGGCUGCCAGGCAGAGCUGGGAUUCAAACCCACAACCUUUCGAUUGCCAGCCCGAACCCACUAGUACUCGGUUUCUCUGUGCGUUCUGGCGACCUCUGCUGGUUAUUUAAUGAGAGUCACAGACUAGCACACGCCUCUUCCUUCAUGUAAGGACUCCAGGAGGAACACACUGCUCUCUCUUUGUAUUCCUCCACCCCUCAUGUCGGUGCCUCAGCCAGACUGUAGGAGGCGCUGUUGCACCGUUCGGUCUUCCUUUCUUCUGACACAGCCAGCCGUGCCUGUUGUGCCCGGACAGACGGGUGUUUUAUACCUUAGAACUCACCGUGUGCCAAAUCUGAGCCGAGUUCUCUCACAGGGGGCAGAUUUUAAACUUUUAUUAUUAUUUUGAUGAUGUGGAGGUUUGUAUAAAAAUAAAAGUGUAAGAUUUUAAAUGUUUA